Molecule: messenger RNA, 8310 nt
Organism: Ochotona curzoniae (black-lipped pika)
Lineage: Eukaryota; Metazoa; Chordata; Mammalia; Lagomorpha; Ochotonidae
Gene: TG
Product: thyroglobulin
Exons: 48
Coding region: 1-8277 (2758 amino acids)
Biological process (GO): thyroid hormone generation
Source: RefSeq, a predicted model, not a curated record
AUGGCCCUGCUCCUGUGGCUCUGCAGCCUGCUGGGCUCGGCCUGUUUGGUGUCUGCCAACAUCUUUGAGUACCAGGUGGACGCCCAGCCGCUCCGCCCAUGCGAGCAGCAGAGGGAAAGCGCCUUUGCGGCUGGAGCUGAAUAUGUUCCGCAGUGCUCUGAGGACGGCAGCUUCAGGCCCAUCCAGUGCCGGAACGAUGGCCAAUCCUGCUGGUGUGUGGAUGCUGAGGGCACAGAAGUGCCAGGCAGCAGGCAGCCAAGGAGGCCGGUGGCUUGCCUGUCCUUCUGUCAGCUGCAGAGGCAGCAGAUCCUGCUGAGCGGAUACCUUAACAGCACGGCCACAGCCUACCUCCCUCAGUGCCUGUCUUCCGGGGACUAUGCACCUGUCCAGUGUGACGUGUGGCAGGCACAGUGCUGGUGUGUGGACGCAGAGGGCAUGGAGGUGUACGGGACGCGCCAGCUGGGCCAGCCCACGCGAUGUCCAAGGAACUGUGAAAUAAGAAGCCGCCGUCUGCUCCAUGGGGUGGGGGACAAGACACCCCCACAGUGUUCAGCAGACGGCGAGUUCCUGCCUGUCCAGUGCAAGUUCGUCAACACCACGGACCUGAUGAUUUUUGAUCUGGUCCACAGCUACAACAGGUUCCCAGAGGCCUUUGUGACCUUCAGUUCCUUGAGGAACAGGUUCCCCGAGGUGUCUGGGUAUUGUUACUGUGCUGACAGCCAAGGGCGCGAACUUGCUGAAACAGGUUUGGAGUUGUUACUGGAUGAAAUUUAUGACACUAUUUUUGCUGGCCUGAACCCUGCUUCCACCUUCACCGAAACCACCCUGUACCGGAUCCUGCAGAGGCGCUUCUUGGCUGUGCGGUUUAUGGUCUCUGGCAGGUUCCGAUGUCCUUCAAGAUGUGAAGUGGAGCGGUUUACAGCAGCCAACUUUGGGCAUUCCUACAUUCCCAGCUGUCGCCAAAAUGGGGACUACCAGGAAGUACAGUGCGAGACUGAAGGGCCUUGCUGGUGUGUGGACACCCAGGGGAAGGAGCGCCUGGGCACUCGGCGCCAAGGGGAGCCGCCAUAUUGUGCUGACAACCUGUCUUGUGCCUCCGAAAGGCAGCAGGCCUUGUCUAGACUCUACUUUGGGACACCAGGCUACUUCACCCAGCGCAACUUGUACUCCACACUGGAGGAAAGACAGGAUCCUCUGGGAGUGGCCAACUUUGGCACAGCCUGCUCACCCACGAUCAAGGGGCUGUUUGUGGACUCUGGGCUGCUCCGCCCCUUAGUGGAAGGGCAGGGGCCAGCGUUCGCCACCACAGUGACUCUCCUCAAAGAUGCCAUCAGAGCCAUUUUUCCCUCCCGAGCGCUGGCUCGCCUUGCCCUUCAGUUUACCACCAAUCCAAAGCGACUGCAGCAAAACCUCUUUGGAGGGAAGUUUUUGGUGAAUCUUGGCCAGUUUAACAUGUCUGGAGCUCUUGGCACCAGAGGCACUUUCAACUUCAAUCAGUUUUUCCAGCAACUUGGCCUCCCAGGCUUCCAAAAUGGAGGGACUACCUUCGACUCCCGUCCCACCACAGGACCUCCCAUCACCUUUCAACAGGGUGUUGCUAUGAAUAAGCCUAUUGUGGGCAGCUUUGGCUUGGAAGUCAACCUGGAAGAGAACCAAUAUGCCCUGAGCUUCCUUUCUUCUCUCCUGGAGCUUCCCGAGUUCCUUAUCUUCUUGCAGCAUGCUAUUUCAGUGCCAGAAGACAUAGCUGUGGAUUUAGGAGAUGUGAUGGAAAUGGUACUCAGCAACCAAACCUGCAAGGAGACACCUGGGAGGCUUUUUGUCCCAUCGUGUACAACAGAAGGAAGCUAUGAGGAUGUCCAGUGCUUUUCUGGAGAGUGCUGGUGUGUAGACUCCUGGGGCAAAGAACUUCCUGGCUCCAGAGUGACAGGUGGGCAGCCAAGGUGCCCCACAGAGUGUGAAAAGCAAAGGGCUCAAAUGCAAAGCCUCAUGAGCAGUCAGCCUGCUGGGUCCAGCCUGCCCAUCCCUUCUUGUACCAGUGAGGGGCAUUUCCUACCUGUCCAGUGCUUCAACUCAGAGUGCUAUUGUGUUGAUGCCAAGGGUCAGGCUAUUCCUGGAACUCAGAGUGUCAUGGGCGGCCUCAAGCAAUGCCCCACCUCUUGUCAGUCACAGGCUGGGCUAGCUUUCCUUGGGAUGAUGCAGGGCCUACUCUCCAACUCCAGCACAUCAACCACCCACUCCAGCACCUAUGUCCCUCAGUGCCGCACCGAUGGGCAGUGGAGCCAAGUGCAGUGUGAUGGACUGCCUGAGCAGGUCUUCAAGUGGCAUGAACAAUGGCAAGCUCAAAACAGUGAAGGCCAGGAGCUGACUCCUGCUGAGCUGUUAAUAAAGAUCACCAACUACAGAAAAGCAGUUUCUGGAAACUUCAGUCUCUUCCUCCAGCGUCUGUUUGAGGCUGGCCAGCAAGGCAUUUUCCCGGUGCUGGCUCAGUACCCUUCUGUCCAAGAUGUCCCCUUGGCAUCACUGGAAAGGAAGUUGGCUCAGCCUGGGGAGAACAUCCUUCUGCAGCCCUACCUCUUCUGGCAGAUGCUAAGUGGUCAACUCAGCCGGUACCCAGGGCCUUACUCAGACUUCAGUGUGCCCUUGGCGCACUUGGACCUUCGCAGCUGCUGGUGUGUGGAUGAGAAUGGUCAAGAACUGCAAGGAACACGGGCUGUGCCGAGCAAGGUCCCAGCAUGUCCUGGCUCCUGUGAGGAAGUGAAGCUUCGUGUCCUGGAAUUCAUUAAGGAAGCAGAAGAGCUUGUCUCGGCUUCCAACAGCUCUUGGUUCCCCCUGGGUGAGAGCUUUCUGGUGGCCAAGGGGAUCCAACUGACCAGUGAGGAGCUUGGCCUGUCCCGGGUCUACCCAUCUCGCAAGGCUCUCUCUGAGAACUUCCUGCGUGGGGGCGAUGAUGCCAUCCGCUUGGCAGCUCAGUCCACCUUUGCCUUCUAUCAGAGACGCCGCUCUUCCCUGGGGGAUUUGGCCAGCAUGCCCUCCCUCCUACAGCCGGGCCCCUACGUUCCCCAGUGUAAUGCAUUUGGAAGCUGGGAGCCUGUGCAGUGCCAUGCUGCGACUGGUCACUGCUGGUGUGUGGAUGGGAGAGGAGAGACCAUCCCAGCCUCAUUGACUAUCCAUUCCAUGCAAGCCCUUCAGUGCCCCACGACCUGUGAGAGAUUGCGGGCCAACGGGCUGCUCUCCAGCUGGAAACAGGCUGCAUCCCGAGUGAAUCCCUCUCCGGAGGACCUGUUCACCCCGACCUGCCUGGCGACAGGGGAAUAUGCCAGUCUGCAGACGUCAGAGGCUGGCCCUUGGUGUGUGGACCCGAAGACGGGAGAGGGAAUGCCGCCCAAUGCAAGCAACAGGUCCCACUGUCUCAGCCUCUGCGAAGCCCUCAAGAGCAAAGUCCUCUUCAGGAGAGUUGGCCCAGGCUACAUCCCAGCGUGCCAGGAACAGGACGGGAGCUUUGCCCCAGUGCAGUGCGAAUCAGCCCAGGGCAGCUGUUGGUGUGUCCUGGGCAGUGGAGAGGAGGUGCCUGGGACCCGUGUGUCCGGCAGUCAGCCUGCCUGUGAGAGCCCUCAGUGCCCACUGCCGUUCAACAUGUCAGAAGUGCCUGGUGGAGUGAUCCUGUGUGGCCCAGCCUUGGGUUCCCCAGGGGCCACUGUCCAGCAGUGCCGGCUGCUGUGCCGCCGGGGCUACCAGAAUGUAUUCCUGCCUCAGCCACUGGUGUGCAGCCUGGAGAGCAGACGCUGGGUGUCACCGCCACCGCAGCCACGGGCCUGCCAGCGGCCCCAGCUGUGGCAGAGCCUCCAGGCCCAGGGACACAUCCAGCUCCAGCUCCCGCCAGGCAAGAUGUGCAGUGUCGAUUAUGCAGGCUUGCUGCAGGCUUUCCAAGUCUUCAUAUUGGAUGAGCUCACAGCCCGUGGCUUCUGCCAGAUCCAGGUGAAGACCUUGGGAACCCCACUCUCCAUCCCUGCCUGCGACAACUCUUCAGUGCAGGUGUGGUGUCUUACUGGGGAGCGUUUGGGAGUCAACAUCACAUGGAAAUCUCGGCUUGAGGAUGUACCAGCAGCCUCAUUUUCUGAUUUGCAUGACAUUGAAAAGGCCUUGGUGGGUAAGGAUCUCCUUGGGCACUUCGCAGAGCUGGUACAAAGUGGCACCUUCCAGCUUCAUCUGGAUGCCAAGACAUUCCAGGCAGACACCUCCAUCCGCUUCCUCCAAGGGGACCACUUUGGCACCUCUCCCUGGCCAUGGUUUGGGUGCACAGAAGGAUUCCACCGAAUCUUACCUGCCAGUGAAGCUGCUCAAGACUCACUGGGGUGUGUUAAGUGUCCCGAAGGAAGCUAUGCCCAGGAUGAACAGUGUAUUCCCUGCCCUAUUGGAUUCUACCAGGAACAGGCAGGCAGCUUGGCCUGUAUCCCUUGUCCUACGGGCAGAACAACCACUUCGCCUGGGGCCUUCAGCCAGACUCACUGUGCCACUGACUGCCAACAGAAUGAGGCCGGCUUGCAGUGUGACCAGGAUGGCCAAUAUCGGGCCAGCCAGAGCGAUGGCAGCAGUGGGAAGGCUUUCUGCGUGGACAGCCAAGGACGAAGGCUGCUGUGGUCAGAAACAAACGACCCUCUUGAGGAGUCCCAGUGUCUAAUUAUGCUGAAAUUUGAGAAAGCUCCGGCAUGGAAGGUGGUCUCCAGUGCUGAGGCCCCAGUGGCAGUCAGCUCCAAAGUUGCUGGCUCUGAAUUCUCAUUGGUGCAGUGCUUGGCAGACUGUGCAGAGGAUGAGGCCUGCAGCUUUGUGGCAGUGUCCACAGCAGGGUCGGAGGUUUCGUGUGAGUUCCACACUUGGACAAGUGACAGCUACGCCUGUGUGACUUCUGGUCAGGAACAAGACGCAUUGGGGAACGUGAAGGCCGCCAGCUUUGCAAGCCUUAGGUGCCAAGUGCAAGUGAGGAACCGCAGUUCAGAUUCUCUGGCUGUGUAUUUGAAGAAGGGCCAAGAAUUCACCACAAUGAGUCAGAAAAGCUUUGAACCAACUGGUUUCCAAAACCUGCUCUCCGGUUUGUAUAACCCCGUGGUAUUUCCAGCCUCUGGAGCCAACCUGACCGACGCCCACCUCUUCUGUUUGCUUGCUUGUGACCGCGAUUCCUGUUGUGAUGGCUUCAUUCUCACUCAGGUGCAAGGAGGUCCCAUCAUCUGCGGGUUGCUGAACUCCCCUGAUGUCCUGCUCUGCAAUGUCAAAGAUUGGAGAGACAGCUCUGAAGCCCAGGUCAAUACCACGUGUCCAGGUGUGAUAGAUGGCCGUGGGCGCCACGAGCUGACACUGCGGUUGGGAGACCAGGAGUUCAGCAUGAGUCUGACAGCCCUGGAAGGAGCUCAAGACACCAUCAUCCAUUUUCAGCAGAUUUAUCUCUGGAAAGAUUCUGACAUGGGGUCUCGGCCUGAGUCUCUGGCGUGUAAAGGAGACAUGGAACGAAGGCUAGCAUCUCCAACAGAAACAGGUUUGACAGGAGAACUUUUCUCGCCUGUGGACGUUAACCAAGUUGUUGUCAAUGGAAGCCGAGUCCUGCCCAGUCAAAAGCACUGGCUUUUCAAACACCUAUUUUCAGCUCAGGAGGCAAACCAGUGGUGUCUUUCUCGUUGUGUCCAGGAACCCUUUUUCUGUCGGCUUGUGGAUAUAACAGAGAGCGAGCCCUUGUACUAUACCUGCACCCUCUACCCAGAAGCCCAGGAGUGUGAUGACAUCAUAGAAUCCAACAGCUGGGGCUGCAGGCUUGUUCUGCCCCACAGGCCCAAGGCCUUGUUCCGGAAGAAAGUUACACUGGCAAAUAAAGUGAAAAACUUCUACAUGCGCCUGCCAUUCCAAAAAGUGUCGGGGAUUUCCAUUAGAAGCAAAGUGCCCAUGUCUGAGAAAUCUGUUUCCAAUGGGUUCUUUGAAUGUGAGCGACUCUGUGACACAGACCCAUGCUGCACCGGCUUUGGCUUUCUGAAUGUUUCCCAGUUAAAAGGAGGGGAGGUGACAUGCUUAAUUCUGAACAGCCUUGGUCUUCAAACAUGCAGUGAGGAAAAUGGAGGGGCCUGGCAUAUUUGGGACUGUGGCUCUCCAGACACAGAAGUCCGCACCUACCCCUUCGGCUGGUACCAGAAGCCCAUUGCUCAAAAUGAUGCCCCCAGUUUUUGCCCUCCAGUCACUCUGCCAUCCCGCCCAGCGAAGGUCCCUCUGGAUUCGUGGCAGACCUUGACCCUGUCGUCAGUAGUUGUUGAUCCAACCAUCAGGAAGUUUGAUGUCGCCCACAUCAGCACGGCUGCCAUCAGCAACUUCUCUGCUGCUCAAGACCUGUGCUUGCUGGAAUGCUCCAGUCACCAGGACUGCCUUGUCACCACUCUUCAGACCCGACCUGGAGCUGUGAGGUGCAUGUUCUAUGCUGAUACCCAGAUCUGUACCCAUAGCCUACAGGGCCAAACCUGUCAGCUUCUGCUCCGUGAAGAGGCCACCCACAUCUACAGGAAGCCAGGCACCCCCCGGCUCCGCUCUAAGACAUCUACACCUUCUGUACCCAUUGCCGCCCACGGCUGGUUGCUGGGAAGGUCCCUGGCCAUCCAAUUGGGCACAUCGUGGAAGCAAGUGGAUCAGUUCCUUGGAGUUCCCUAUGCUGCCCCACCCCUGGAAGAGGGCCGCUUCCGGGCACCAGAGCCCUUGAACUGGACAGGCUCCUGGGAUGCCACCAAGCCAAGGGCCAGCUGCUGGCAGCCGGGCACCCGGACACCUGCGCCUCCAGGAGUCAGUGAAGAUUGCUUGUACCUCAAUGUCUUCGUUCCUGAGAAUGUGGGACCCAAUGCAGCCGUCCUUGUCUUCUUUCACAACACCAUGGAGGGAGAAGGGCAGCCAGCGAUCGAUGGCUCCUUCCUUGCUGCCGUCGGCAACUUUAUCGUGGUCACUGCUGGCUACCGCGUGGGCGUCUUUGGCUUCUUGAGUUCUGGGUCUGGUGAAGUGACGGGCAACUGGGGACUGCUGGACCAGGUUGCAGCCCUGACAUGGGUGCAGACUCACAUCAGUGCAUUUGGCGGGGACCCUCAGCGCGUAUCCCUGGCAGCAGACCGUGGCGGGGCUGAGGUGGCCAGCAUCCAUCUCUUCACAACUGGGAUCACAAACUCCAGACUCUUCCAGAGGGCUCUGCUCAUGGGCGGCUCUGCACUCUCCCCAGCUGCAGUCAUCAGCCCCGAGAGGGCUCAGCUGCAGACAGCUGCUUUGGCAAAGGAGGUUGGCUGUUCCAGCUCAUCCAGCCAAGAUGUGGUGUCCUGCCUCCGCCAGAAGCCUGCUAACAUCCUCAAUGAUGCCCAAACCAAGCUCCUGGCUGUGAGUGGCCCUUUCCACUACUGGGGUCCCAUGGUCGACGGCCGCUACCUGCGUGAGACUCCAGCCAGAGCGCGGCAGAGGCUGCCAUGGACCAAGGUGGAUCUGCUCAUCGGGAGCUCGCAGGACGAUGGGCUCAUCAACAGAGCCAAGGCCGUGAAGAAAUUUGAGGAAAGUCAAGGGCGGAGCAACAGCAAAACAGCCUUCUACCAGGCGUUGCAGAACUCACUGGGUGGCGAGGACUCGGACGCGCGUGUGCUGGCCGCUGCCACGUGGUACUACUCGUUGGAGCACUCAGCGGAUGACUACGCCUCCUUCUCUCGGGCGCUGGAAAACGCCACGCGGGACUACUUCAUUAUCUGCCCCGUGAUCGACCUGGCCAGCUUGUGGGCCCGGAGGGCCCGAGGAAAUGUCUUCAUGUACCACGCUCCUGAGAACUACGACCACGGCAGCCUGAACGUGCUGACAGACGUGCAACUCGCCUUUGGUCUGCCCUUCUACCCGGCCCUCGAGGGCCAAUUCACCCUGGAGGAGAAAGGCCUGUCUCUGAAGAUCAUGCAGUAUUUUUCCAACUUCGUCCGAUCUGGGAACCCCAACUACCCUCACACAUUCUCCAGGAAAGCACCAGCCUUUGCAUCCCCAUGGCCUGACUUUGUCCCUCGAGCUGGAGGCGAGACCUACAAGGAGUUCAGUAUCGCACUGCCCAGUCGCCAGGGCCUGAAGCAAGCUGAUUGCUCUUUCUGGUCCAAGUACAUCCGGUCCCUGAUGGUGUCAGCAGCUGGAGUCAAGGAUGGCCAGUCAGCAGAGGCUGACAAAGAGGAGGAGUUGAUAACGGCUGGAUCCGGGUUGAAGGGAGAGCUCCAAGAGGAACCAGGUUCCAAGAGCUACAGCAAGUGACCAGCCCUGUGGUCCCCACUCACCUUGCCAAGU